CUGUCCUGUGAUCUCGCGAGAGGAGCUGAGUCCGAAGAGCGGAGUGGGUCCGAGAGGCCUUUGUGGGGCUUUGGUGUCUUGGGCUAACUGGAUCGUGCAAAUACACAAAUGAGCAGAACAACAACCUUGCAGCUGAGAGAAUUGGAUACCUAACACAAAAGCCAAGACCACCUGUCACCUGUUGGAAUUUUGCUUAAUGUAAAUGAGCCAAGAGUGGUUGUUUUUUUCUGACACCUUCAUGAAGAGGGGAGAGAAGCCUGAUGGACAUAGACAAAUGAGGCCAAAAACAUUCCCUGCCAGCAACUUUUCUGGGAGUAGUCGCCAGAUGUUGCAGGAAAUCAGAGAGAGUCUGAGGCAUUUACCCAAACCAUCAGGUGAUGCUGGGAGUACUGAUCAAAGUAUGAUGAAGCUGGGUGCAGAAGAUUCAAGACAACAAGGCCGGAAUGCUCUAAAAUUUGUAACUCACCAAAAAGCCCUUCAGGAGAUUCGGAAUUCCUUGUUGCCAUUUUCAAAUGAGUACAGUUCGUCAGUCCGUGGAUCCACCGAUGUAAACAAGCAAAUGUUACAAGAUUUAGUAACUGCAGGGUUUGAUGAGGACAUGGUAGUUCGAGCUCUCAAGCAGACCUACAGCCGCAGUAUAGAGGCUGCAAUUGAAUACAUCAGUAAGAUGAGCUACCAGGAUACACGGCGAGAGCAGAUGGUCGCUGCAGCUGCAAGACCAGUGAAUGCAAGUGUGAAAGCAUCAGCAUCGAACACUGUUCAGCAAACAAUUAACAGGAGGCCAAGCUGGAAGGGUUCAAAAGAAUCUUUGGUUGCGCAGCGACACGGUCCAUCACUGAUGGAAGGCGUGGGAUAUCGAGCAGACAGCCCAGUCUCCCAGGUAGAAAUGGGUCGGCCGUUAUCUUCAAGCUCUGGAAUAACUGCAUACACCCAGAGCCAUCCGGGAAAUGGACAGGGGCCUUUGGGAGCAGUGAACUCUCAGAGAGCGAAUCCCCCACCACCACUUCCAGUGAGGAGUGUAACUCCACCACCGCCUCCACCCAGAGGGCAGACUCCUCCCCCACGUGGCACCACACCUCCCCCACCCUCUUGGGAGGGGAACCAGCAGCCAAAACGUUUCUCUGGAAACAUGGAAUACAUGAUCACGCGGAUAUCUCCUGUGCCACAAGGAGCCUGGCAGGAUGGGUUCCCACCAUCCAACCUCAGUGCUGCCUCUAUGAUGAAUCCACCACCCCAAGGCCAGAGAGGGAUUAGUCCUAUCCCACUGGGGAGGCAACCUAUUAUCAUGCAAAAUGCCACCUGUAGUAAAUACAACUACCCAGCAGGCCGAACAGGCCACCAGAACGGAUCGGCACAACCAGACAGCUCAAUAGCUGGGCACUUUGUGCAGCACCCAAGUGUUAUGGGUGGAAACCCGGUCAAUCGUCAGCCACCACCGUACCCACAUUCUCAGUCUAGCCGACUAAGUCCUAGUGCCCUCCAAAUGCAAGCUGGUGGAACUGCUGCUUCCACCUACAGCAACCUGAAUGGAAACAUUUCGCAGUCUGUCAUGGUGCCGAACCGAAACAGCCAGAACAUGGACCUUUAUAACAUCAGUGCAUCUACGAUUGCAUCUUCAUGGCCGCAGCCACCUCCAUCUCAGCCCCAGUCUUCAAGUGGUGGCCCGGACAUGCCUAACUGGCACCCUUCACAAAAUCUGAAUGCACCAGUACGGUCCAAUUCCUUCAACAAUCACCUUCUGUCCAGCCGGCAGCCUCAUUCCAACUCCCAGCCGUCCGCCACCACCGUGACUGCCAUUACUCCCGCCCCCAUUCUGCAGCCUGUGAAGAGCAUACGUGUUCAGAAACCCGAGCUGCAGACUGCGCUCGCUCCCACUCACCCUCCCUGGAUGCAGCAGACUGGACCAGUUCCUGAGUGCCCUACUCUGGCUGAAGCUCCAAGUUAUCAGCCUCCGCCUCCACCAUACCCCAAGCACUUACUUCAGCAGAACCAGUCUGUGCCGCUGUAUGAUUCCGUAGCUAAAGCCAACAAUGAUGAGCACACAGUAAAGCAGCCCAUAUUACCAGUGCCUCAGAGCACAGAAGAGGAUGAGCACGAGAAGCCCACUGAAUACGGGGAACGGUUUGAUGCUGCAGAGAAGGAAAAGAAACAGAUUACGACAUCACCUGUCCCGGUGCGGAAAAAUAAAAAGGAUGAGGAACGUAGAGAGUCACGGAUUCAGAUUUACUCCUCGCAAGCCUUCAAAUUCUUCAUGGAGCAGCACGUGGAGAAUGUGCUCAAGUCUCAUCAGCAGAGGUUGCAUCGCAAAAAGCAGCUGGAAAAUGAAAUGUCGAGGGUUGGGUUGUCUAAAGAUGCCCAGGAUCAGAUGCGCAAGAUGUUGUGCCAGAAAGAGUCCAAUUAUAUCCGCCUAAAAAGGGCAAAAAUGGAUAAGUCCAUGUUUGUGAAGAUCAAGACCCUAGGAAUAGGUGCAUUUGGAGAGGUCUGCCUAGCUCGGAAAGUAGAUACCAAUGCAUUGUAUGCUAUGAAAACAUUGAGGAAGAAAGAUGUGUUGCUGCGAAACCAAGUUGCUCAUGUGAAAGCUGAGCGGGAUAUCUUGGCAGAAGCUGACAAUGAAUGGGUGGUCCGACUCUAUUAUUCAUUCCAGGACCGAGACAACCUUUACUUUGUGAUGGACUACAUUCCAGGAGGGGACAUGAUGAGUCUCCUAAUCAGAAUGGGUAUCUUUCCAGAACCUCUGGCACAAUUCUAUAUUGCUGAACUGACCUGUGCUGUGGAAAGUGUCCACAAAAUGGGCUUCAUUCAUAGGGAUAUUAAACCCGAUAACAUACUGAUUGACCGAGAUGGCCAUAUAAAGCUAACUGACUUUGGGUUGUGUACUGGUUUCCGAUGGACCCAUGAUUCCAAGUAUUACCAAAGUGGUGACCAUCCUCGGCAGGACAGCAUGGAUUUCAGUAAUGAAUGGGGUGAUCCCAAGAGCUGUAAGUGUGCGGAAAGACUAAAACCACUGGAGCGGAGGGCAGCUCGACAACACCAACGCUGCCUGGCCCAUUCCCUAGUGGGCACACCAAAUUACAUUGCACCAGAGGUCUUGCUCCGUACAGGUUACACCCAGUUGUGUGAUUGGUGGAGUGUUGGUGUCAUUCUUUAUGAAAUGUUAGUGGGACAGCCUCCUUUCUUGGCACAAACUCCAUUGGAAACACAGAUCAAGGUUAUAAACUGGCAGGCGACACUUCACAUCCCGUCCCAGGCUAAACUUAGUCCAGAGGCCUCCGAUCUCAUCAUCAAGCUCUGUCGAGGUCCAGAAGAUAGACUCGGAAAGAAUGGCACAGAUGAAAUAAAAGCCCAUCCGUUUUUCAGACUAAUUGAUUUCUCCAGUGACAUCCGGCACCAAUCUGCUCCAUACAUUCCCAAGAUAACACACCCGACGGAUACCUCCAAUUUUGAUCCUGUGGAUCCUGACAAGUUGUGGAGCGAUGGGAGCGAUGGAGAAAGUGUCAAUGACACACUCAAUGGCUGGUACCAGAAUGGGAAGCACCCAGAGCAUGCCUUCUAUGAGUUCACAUUCAGGAGGUUUUUUGAUGAUAACGGUUACCCUUACAGCUACCCCAAACCAUUACAGUGUGAUUAUCUCAGUCCAGGAACACCCGAACAUCAAACAGAAAGUAACAGGGAAAGCACCGCAACGGGCAAAGGGAGCCAGAAUAGAGAGCUGGUUUAUGUAUAAAGUGAGAAUCUCCACUCUUUGCCCUUGUUUAAUUCCCAGGGACGGAUUUUAAGUUUUACCCAAUGCUUUUAUGUUUAGUUUAAGAAUUUCAGAAAAACAUGUUUUGUAAGUAUUAAUUUAUUUGAAUGUUGUAAUUUGAAGCCUCCAGUAGCAUGUGAAUUAAUAGAAUGCUGGUUUGAGUACCUAACACUAGAGUUGAAAUCAGUUGGAUCAUGUGAUCAGUAGUCGAUCAGCAAAAUUGUGCUUGACUUUAUUCUUCACAUACACUAAGUCUUAAUAAUUACCUUCAAUGCUCCCAUGAUCUUGGAGAGUUUUAUCUAGGCAAGUGCACAGUAGGUGCCUAUUUUUUUUCAUUAAAAGUAUAAAGGAGUCAUUUAGCGAUGCUCCACUCUUAGCACAGAGCCUUCCUUGAAGAGAGCACAAGUCAGAGGUAGGAAUGUGAUGGCAUAGGGGCAAAUCUAUAACCUGCACUUCCAGCCAUUGAGGCUGUAUGAGGGGAGUGGGGAUAGCAUUACUGGAGUAUAGGGCUAUAUCUGUUACCCAUUCACCCAUCUAACGAGGCCACAAACUAAGAGAGAUAUUAGGGCUUUAACACUAUAUGGCCCACUCUGGGACGCAUUUUGGGAGUGGGGAUAGGGCUAUAAUACUACAGGGCCCAUUUUAUACCCACAUUGGGAGUGGAGGUAGGGCUAUAACACUAUAUGGGCUAUUCGGUGACCCACCCUGGGAGUGGGGAUAGGGCUGCAACACUAUUUGGACCAUUCUGGGAGUGAGGAUAGGGCUAUAACACUACCGGGCCCAUUUUUGGACCUGUGCUCUGUCUAGCCAAGUUGUCCCUAUGGGAGCGAACAUACAUGUCUGAAGUCUGGAAAAUGGUCUUUUACGCUGUGCCUUAAAUCAUCCUUGCUUAGCUUUGACCAAAUAUGAAGAAAUCAAUUUGGUGUACUUUACAUGAAAAUAAUUUUCAUUUAGAAGUGUGUAGAACACAGGUUAUUAGCUUUCUCUUUUUUUCUAAUUUAUGCAUUGAAUUUAUUUAUAAAUUAUACAUGUUGUAUAAACAUUUAAUUUGACUGUAAAUACCUUCAUUGUCUCAUUUUACUUUCAAUGACAUUAAAUCUAAGAUCAUUUUCAACGUU
This is a messenger RNA of Carcharodon carcharias (great white shark), 4860 nucleotides long. It is a transcript of the gene lats1, whose product is annotated as large tumor suppressor kinase 1. Gene Ontology annotation, cellular component: spindle pole. The transcript has 8 exons. The record is from RefSeq and is a predicted model, not a curated record. Lineage: Eukaryota; Metazoa; Chordata; Chondrichthyes; Lamniformes; Lamnidae. The coding region runs from base 203 to 3724 and encodes 1173 amino acids. Gene Ontology annotation, biological process: regulation of organ growth; peptidyl-serine phosphorylation; hippo signaling. Gene Ontology annotation, molecular function: protein binding; ATP binding; protein serine/threonine kinase activity.